Messenger RNA from Striga hermonthica, 1800 nucleotides. Lineage: Eukaryota; Viridiplantae; Streptophyta; Magnoliopsida; Lamiales; Orobanchaceae. The record is from the annotation of a GenBank genome assembly.
AUGGGGAAGGCCAAAAGGAACCAGGCCAUUGUCAUCUCGACCUCCGACGACGAUGACAACAACGAUGCAGAUUUCUCACUGGAAGCAGGUUACCGUUUUUCAGAAUCAGCUCCAAACAGGAAGAACCCUAAAAGAGCUAAGAAGGUUCCGUCUGCGAGCUCCUGCCCGCGGCCUUUCCCACAGUCUCGUUCUAGUGGAUUUGAUGAGGUCAGACUUAUCUGUGAAGAAUUUGAUCAAGGACUUACUCAGUUCAAGGUAACAGCUGGUUCGAGUUGUAACAUGGAUAUGUGGGUGGAAAAAUAUAAGCCUAGUUGCUUGGAGGAGCUAGCUGUUCAUAAGAAGAAGGUUGAAGAAGUUAGAAUGUGGUUUGAGGAGAGACUAAGAAAGUCUGCAGAUAAUUCAGACAGUAAUGUAAUCAUUCUCUCUGGGCAAGCUGGGGUUGGAAAAUCUGCAACAAUCUAUGCUAUUGCACGCCAUCUUGGAGUGGAAGUGCAUGAAUGGAACACACCUACCCCCACGAUAUGGAAAGAGCAUCUGCAUAAUUCUAAUUCAGGGAUACGAUAUAUGUCAAAAUUGGAUGAAUUUGAAAGUUUUGUUGAAAGGAUCAGGAAAUAUGGAUUAGUUUCCUCAUCCUCGAACAGGUUAUACGCAUCAUCAAUCAUACUCUUGAUUGAUGAUCUUCCUGUGGUACAUGGAAAGGUCUCUUAUGGAAGACUUCAGAGGUGCUUGCAUCUUCUUGUGCAAUCAGUGCGUCUUCCUACAGCCAUAUUAAUCAACGACACGGACAGAUCUGAAUAUACGGAGAGCAACAGCCGGUACUCAGAAGAACUCCAGCUAGCUCUACAAAAUGCUGGGGCUUGUAAGGUGUCGUUCAAUCCUAUCACAGUCAAUUCUAUCAAAAGGGUACUUAAGAGAAUAUGCAGAGAAGAAAAUUUUGAGGCUAGUGAUGAACAGAUUCAUACUAUAGCAAAAGCCAGUGGAGGAGAUAUAAGACAUGGAAUUACAUCUUUACAGUACAUCUCGCUAAAACCACAUCCUAGGAAGUGUUUAUCUGUUUCAAAGGGAGUUCCAGCUUAUCAGGAAAAGGAUGGGAGCUGGAGUGGUCAUUUGAACGAUGGUGCCUCUCUGCCAUUUGGAAAAGAUGCUACUCUAUCUUUGUUUCAUGCAUUGGGCAAAUUUUUGCACAACAAGAGGGAGACUGACUGUUUAGUUACAUCAGAUGGAGAUGCAUUUCCUCUUAAGGAGAAAUUCAUCAGACGUCCUCUAAAAAUGGAUGCUCCAGAGUUGGUGCUAUCUCAGGCACAUGGGCAAGCGAGAUCUAUGGCAGAUUUUAUUCAUGAAAAUGUUUUAGACUUUGUGAAUGAGGAUGCAAUCGAGGAUGCGUGGGUAAUCGAGAGAUAUUUAAGUGACACUGACUUGCUUCUCGCCCCAUCUAGUGGAACUUUAUGUCGAGAUUUUGAAGUUGAGAACAUUAAACAAUCUAUUGCUGCUUCGGUUGCUGUGCGAGGAGUGUUGUUUGGGAAUUCUGAUCCACUGUCUUCUAGGUGGCAUGCUAUUCGCCGUCCGGUCCUCUGGCAGGUUGAGCAGUCACUAUGGCAUAAUAAGUUUCAAAAUCUGAGUCAAUUGGGAGAUGGCCAUAUUGGUAUAAGACAAAGGAAUCAAUCAGUUUUCGCCACCGAGUUUAAACCGGCUCUCAGCUGGCUUGGAAAUAGAAUACCUGAGGAUGAAUGUCAUUACAUGAGUUUGGAUGAAAAAGAUAACGACAUUGAUGAUGGUGAUGAUGAUAUCGAAGACUGGUAG